AUGGGCUCGUCGGCGGCUCAUCAGCUGAAGCAGCUCAAGCCGCUGUACCAGCACGUGGUGAACAACUUCGUCGCCGUGCUCGCUGCGCCGCUGGCCGUGGCGGCCGUCGUGAAUGCGGCGCGCGUCGGUCCCGACGAGCUGCUCGGCAGGUUGCAGGCGCUCCGGGCGGUGCACGUAUUCUUCGCCGUGUUCGUCGCGGCCGCCGCGGUGACGCUGUACGUGAUGCUGCGGCCCCGGUCCGUGUACCUGGUGGACUACGCCUGCUUCCGCACGAGGCCCAACUGCCGCGUCCCCUUCGCCACCUUCCUGGAGCACGCCAAGCUGGUGACGUUCGUGGAGGGCGCCUCCAUCGACGAGCGCAGCGUCCGGUUCAUGACGCGGCUGCUGGAGCGCUCGGGCCUCGGGGAGGAGACCUGCCUGCCCCCGGCGCACCACUACAUCCCGCCGUACCGGAACAUGGAGGCCUCGCGCGCGGAGGUGGAGCUGGUCAUCUUCUCGGCCAUCGACGACCUGCUCGCCAAGACGGGCAUCAGCCCCCGCGCCAUCGACAUCCUGGUAGUGAACUGCAGCCUGUUCGCGCCCAUCCCGUCGUUCACGGACAUGAUCAUCCACAGGUACGGGAUGCGGCCGGACAUCCGCAACGUGCACCUGUCCGGGAUGGGUUGCAGCGCCGGGCUCAUCUCCGUGGGGCUGGCCAAGAACUUCCUUCAGGUCGCUCCGAAAGGCGCGCACGCGCUGGUGGUGUCGACGGAGACCAUCACGCCCAACUACUACGUGGGCAAGGAGCGCGCAAUGCUGCUGCCCAACUGCCUGUUCCGCAUGGGCGGCGCCGCCGUGCUGCUGUCCACGUCCCGCGCCCGGGCCCGGUUCCGGCUCGCCCGCGUGGUGCGCACGCUGACGGGCGCCCAGGACAGCGCGUACCGGUGCGUGUUCCAGGAGGAGGACGGCGAGGGCCACCGCGGGAUCAACCUGUCCAAGGACCUGAUGACCAUCGCGGGCGACGCGCUCAAGGCCAACAUCACCGCCAUCGGGCCGCUGGUGCUGCCGGCGUCGGAGCAGCUCCUGUUCGCGCUGUCCUUCAUCGCGCGGCGCGUGCUGAACCGGCGCGUGAAGCCGUACCUCCCCGACUUCCGCACGGCGUUCGAGCACUUCUGCAUCCACGCGGGCGGGCGCGCCGUCAUCGACGAGCUGCAGCGCAGCCUGGGCCUGUCGGACCAGGACGUGGAGGCGUCGCGCAUGGCGCUGCACCGGUUCGGCAACACGUCCAGCAGCUCGGUGUGGUACGAGCUGGCGUACAUCGAGGCCAAGGGCCGCAUGCGCCGGGGCGACCGCGUGUGGAUGAUCGGCUUCGGCUCCGGGUUCAAGUGCAACAGCGCGGCGUGGGAGUGCAUCGCACCGGCGCGCACCGCCGAGGGCCCCUGGGCGGAGAGCAUCAGCCGCUACCCCGUGGACAUCCCGGAGGUGCUCAAGCACUAG
This is a messenger RNA of Miscanthus lutarioriparius, 1476 nucleotides long. The record is from the annotation of a GenBank genome assembly. Lineage: Eukaryota; Viridiplantae; Streptophyta; Magnoliopsida; Poales; Poaceae.